Molecule: messenger RNA, 1860 nt
Organism: Dentiscutata heterogama
Lineage: Eukaryota; Fungi; Glomeromycota; Glomeromycetes; Diversisporales; Gigasporaceae
Source: the annotation of a GenBank genome assembly
AUGGUUGAAAAUAAGGAAUGGCUUGAAAAAGCUAUAGCGGAAAACUAUAUAAAUAUAUUAGAUUAUGCUGAUUUUAUUGAUUUUAAACACAUCGGUGAUGGGAGCUUUGCAACGGUGAGAAGUGCCAACUGGAAAAGUCGUGGAACAAGAGUGGCUUUGAAAAGUCUAAAAGGAGGAUUAAAGUUUGACGAUGUCGCAAUGAAGGAAUUCAUGCGAGAGCUCAAACUUCUGCGCAAAGUUAAUUAUCAUCCCAAUAUUAAUCAAUUUCUUGGAGUUAUUAAAGAGUAUGCAGAUGGUGGAAGCCUACGUGAUUUCUUAAGAUCGAAAUUUGAGACGUUGAAAUGGACGGACAAAUUUCGCAUUGCUACAGAGAUAGCGCGAGGGCUAGGAUGUCUACAUGCCGAAGAAAUAAUACAUAGGGAGUUGGAUACACAACUUCAUUCGAAUAACAAUACAAUGUCUGUGUACAAAUCUUCAUCUACUAGAUCGAGUUUUGAAAAUGAUGAUUCUCGAAAUGAUGUGGCAGAAACUUUAAAUACGGAAGUAAAGCCCUCUAUUUACUCCAGUUUCGAACCUAGAAAUACAGCCUUUUCAGAAAUUUCUAAUUUUCAAAUAUGCAAUCAAGCCGUAAAUACCAGGAGGAGAAGUUUGUCUCCUGUUAGAGGUAAUUUGGUUCAACCUUCCAGAGAAUAUUGGAAAGAAAAACUUUCAGUGAUUAAAGAAAAUUAUACAGUAAAUUUAUCGGAUAACCUUUCUUUGGAGGAAGAGACAUAUUCGAAGUUAUCUUCUGGUACAAAACCAAUGCUUCAUGUGAAUAAAUUAUAUUCUUUUUCAAAAAAAUGCCCUUCCAGAUCGAAAAACCUAAAACAAACCGUUUCCACAUCAGAUUUCAAAAUUACUAAUUCUUACUCACCAGAUGAUCAAUUUGAUAACCCAACGUCACCAGUUUUCAACCAAGAAAUAGCUUAUCAUCAAAAGAAUGAUUUUGUUUUAUAUAAUGGAAAACCUAUGGAAUCCAUUACACCAGUUAUAGAUGAUAUGCACGCUAUUGUGAUUAAAGAGCAACCAUUUUUCAUUCCCUAUUCUCAAUUUAACAUAAUUGCACCAUUGGAUUAUGGAUAUUUGGGUAGGAGUUUUAAAGUGUAUUGGAAAAAGGCAAAUAAUAUUGUUGCUCUCAAGAAGUUGUAUCUUAGAGAAGAGACACAAGACAGCUUUUUGGAAGACUUUCUAAAAGAAAUAAAAAUACAUUCAAAUAUAGAGAUGUGUAAGAAUAUUAAUCGACUUUUAGGGAUAACUCAUGAUGUUGUAAACAAUAUAUAUAUGCUUAUAACAGAAUAUGCAGAUAAAGGGAACUUAAGAAAAUAUUUAAAAAAUAAUAGCUCUUUUAUGACAUGGAAACAAAAAGUUGAUUUCGCCCUUCAAAUCACAAAUGGAAUUCAAUACUUGCACAGCGAAAAUAUAAUUCAUGGAAAUCUUGAUAAUUCAAAGUCUGUAGGUCUAUCAAAAUCAACAGAUAUUUAUAGUUUGGGAAUAUUGUAUUGGGAACUUGUUAGUGGAUAUCCUCCGUUUAAAAAUUCGAAUGAAACAAAAUUAGUUGAAGAAAUAUGUGCUGGGAAAAGAGAACGUCGAAUUCCAGGUACUCCGGAUGAUUAUUUUGAAUUAUAUUCAGAGUGUUGGAGUGGCCAGCCUGAAAGUCGACCAAAUGUUGAGGAAAUUUAUAGAAACUUGACGAAAAUGAUAGAAAGAAUUAAUAGAGAAGAGAUUGCAAAGAAUACAUUUUACACACUUAAGAAAACUCAAGCACACAAAAAAAGCAAAUCACUAUGGGACAAUAUUUCAUUAAACAAAAACUUUACAUAA